AUGGCACUCAAUGUUCAAAGAUUCGGAAGUUUUAGAAGUAUUCGAAAGAAGUCAUCUAAUAAUACCAAAAACAAUAUUAAUCCUAAUCCUAAUACCGGUACCCCACAAGUUACGACCAAUAUACCAACCAAUAAUGAGGGACUACCAGGGCCACCGUCAGAGCUAAUUGCGAUGAGAUAUGAAGAUAUGUUCCCUGGAGCAAGGGCACCAAUUCCCGUUACUGUUGCACCUCCACUUUCUCCACCCACAGAUACGCAUCCUGCAUUUCGGCCACGAUCACUACUUAACCAAGGUCAUGAACUAGGAGCUUUGAAGAAGGAGGAUAAUACAAAGAGAGAUUCUGGUCUUGCCCCUACCACCAGCACAAGUGCUCGAGAUUGUGAAGGAGGUUCUAUUAAUCGUCACUCUUUUAAUACCGUCGAUAAUGACAAUGUCUUGGGAAUCAAUAUAAACUUUGAUUCAAAAGUGGCCAUGGCAGAACCAAGCAGCACAAGCUCCACUCCACAAGUUCAAUUGAGCGAUGUGCAAUCACCCGCAUCACUAAAAUCUCCAAGUUUUAUGAAAAAUGAAAGCUUGGGGUCUUCUGCAGGGUCCCUGAAACGCUGGAAAACGAAAAAUGGCAAUUCCAAAAGCCCUACCAAGACUGGUAAAUCUAUAGAGAUCCCAGACGACCAAUUUUCACCCAUUACCACUCCAAUCCCAGGUGAAAGUUUAUUAGAAGACGAUUUUAUGCAAUCUAUGUCUUUUUCCAAAAGAGGGAGUAUCAUGUUAGGGGGAAGAAAGCCAGCAAAUGCUCAAGCGCGCACAAAUGCGACGCGAAGACAACCUAGCUUUUCUAUGUUAGCCACAACGUCGCCAUCGACCAAAGUAUUGUCAGACGAUUUGGAAAUGGAGUCGCAAAAGGUCAGAUCUAUGUAUGAGUCGGGGUCGGGCUUUGACUGGCGUGAUGGGAAAGACGACACAAUUGACAAUCGUAUAACAGCCGGAGGGGAUUCGAUACCCGAAAGACCUGUUACGGCAAACAGUUACUUGACUCCCAAUGGCAUUGGUGUGCCACAACGAUCCGCGAGCGCAUUGUCGAAUAGAGGACCGGCCGAGUUAGCGGGAGGCAUCGAAGAUUGGGAAGAUGUGAAUGGGAAAGAUGUCGAUAGAUAUGGUUUCAUUAAUCGCGGGAGGACUACCACCAGACCCGGCACGCCAGAACCCAAACCACCACAACGGGUGUCCACUGUACUUCAAUUGGCUUCCGAGGCACCACGAAGAAAACGAACAUUUGGUCGAUCGCCAUCUACCGCGAAUUCCCAGAAGGGAUUGAGGCGUGCUCCUAGUCGAAAGGUUUCUGCGAGGUCGUUGAAAAGGACACAAGGGGAUAAUGCGUCAAUACGAAGUUCGCGAAGCUCUCAACUCAGACAAGCUGCCAAUCGAUUACCAGGAAAUAAGGAUAGAAGGUGGAUGGACGAAGCUGGUGACAUGUUGACUCUACCUCCUGGCUUGGCGGAUAUUGCUGAAGAAGUGGAAGGGGGGAAAGGGGCAGAAUUGAUGAAGAAGAAAGAAUCGGAACGAACAGAGAAAUGGAGAAGAAUGGCUAAAAUAAUAAAGGGCAAGGAUGGAGAAGGAAUGGUUUUCGAAUUCGACACCAAAAAUUCCAAAUUAAUAGAAAGGACAUGGAAAGGGAUACCAGAUCGUUGGCGUUCUGCGGCAUGGUAUUCCUUUCUUGCUAGUUCAGCAAAGAAGAGGGAAGAUAGCGCACAAGAGGGAGAUAUAAUCCAAGCUUUCCAUAAGCUACAAGAUCAAAGUUCGGCAGAUGAUGUUCAAAUCGAUCUUGAUGUUCCUCGGACGAUCAAUAGUCACAUCAUGUUUAGACGAAGAUAUAGAGGAGGUCAGAGAUUACUCUUUAGAGUUCUUCACGCUUUAUCACUAUACUUUCCCGCUACUGGCUAUGUUCAGGGUAUGGCAUCAUUGGCAGCUACUCUUCUGUGUUAUUAUGACGAAGAGAAAUGUUUUGUGAUGUUAGUACGCAUGUGGACUUUGCGUGGGCUGGAGAAAUUAUACGAACCAGGAUUUCCGGGUUUGAUGGCUGCUUUAGAUGAGUUUGCAACUACGUGGCUAGACAAUGGCGAGGUUUCGGCUAAGCUGAACGAACUUGGCAUCGAACCUACAGCAUACGGUACUCGAUGGUAUCUCACUCUCUUCAAUUAUUCCAUUCCUUUCCCAGCUCAACUCCGCGUUUGGGAUGUCUUCAUGCUUCUAGGAGAUGAAGAUCAAUCCUUACCCUAUAGCAAAGAAAGACCAUUUGCAGGUGGCUUGGAUGUUAUUCAUGCUACUAGCGCCGCAUUAAUCGAUGGCACGAGAGAUAUAUUACUCGAUAGUGAUUUCGAAAGUUCAAUGAAAGUCCUCACCAGUUGGAUCCCAGUCAAGGAUGAAGAAUUAUUGAUGAAGGUCACGAAAGCAGAGUGGAAAUUACAUCGAGGGAAGAAGAGAAGUUGA
Molecule: messenger RNA, 2487 nt
Organism: Botrytis deweyae
Lineage: Eukaryota; Fungi; Ascomycota; Leotiomycetes; Helotiales; Sclerotiniaceae
Exons: 4
Coding region: 1-2487 (828 amino acids)
Source: RefSeq, a predicted model, not a curated record